AUGAAUUGGCUCCUGCCUGUUCGGAGGAGCGUUGUCCGUCCCCAGCACCUAUUCCGAAACCGGGGAACCGCUCUACCUUGCGCACAUGCACUAUCACUAUGCCGUCCCCGCUGCAGUUCCACCUUCUGUCCAAACACUAUUGCUGAGCUGCUAAGGCCAACUCAAUCGGCCAGUUCGUCUCAGCAGAGUGCACAGGACAACGAGGCACUAACGAUAAACGGCUAUGUACGGACGGUGCGCAAGCAAAAACGCAUCGCAUUCGCUGCUAUAGGCGACGGCUCGACUUUGCAAACAGUCCAGGCCGUCCUGCCUCCUCAACUAGCAGAAGGACUCUCCACGGGCACUGCAGUGACAGUCACGGGAAAAUGGACACCCUCACCAGGCCAAGGCCAAUCCCAUGAACUUCAAGUCAACCACGUGCGAAUAUUGGGAGAGAAUGAUGCCACAACCUACCCAAUCCAGAAGAAAUACCAAACGCCCGAAUUUUUGCGCACACUCCCACAUCUCCGAAGUCGACUACCAAUUAACUCGCUUCUCUUGCGGCUGAGAUCGCUAGUCACUGCACAAGUGACCAACUACUUUGCGGAACAUGACUUCAUUCAGUGCCAUCCACCAAUCAUCACCUCCUCCGAUUGCGAGGGCGCAGGAGAGGUGUUCACUGUGGCGCCUGGAGCACCUUCUUCAGCAGACAAAAGCUCUUCGAAUCAGGUCAAAAAGCAAGAAGACAUGUUUUUCGGUUCCCCCAAGUAUCUGACGGUCUCCAGUCAGCUUCACCUAGAGGCUUUAGCUCAGUCAGUAAACAAGGUCUGGGCCUUGUCUCCAACAUUCCGAGCCGAGAAGAGUGAUACAGCCCGUCAUCUUAGCGAGUUCUACAUGCUGGAAGCAGAAUUAGCUUUCACAGAGGAUGUGAAUGUCGUCAUGGAUGUUGUGGAAAAUAUGCUGCGUUCCGUUGCGUUGAAAUUACAAGAGUCGGUUGUAGGUCAAGAACUUCUCGAGGCACGAGCACGAGACCAGGACCAAGAGAGCACAUCCGUGUCGCACACUGUCCUCGCACAACGGUGGCAAGGGCUGGUAGCGGGGCCAUGGCCUCGAACCACCUAUGCGGCCGCAAUACAGCACCUUAAAGACGCAGUGGCUCAGGGCAAGGCGGAUUUUGAGUAUGCACCUGGUCAUGAAGAUGGUCUCCAGACCGAGCACGAACGAUUCUUGGCUGAGAGCUUGGGACGCGGUGGACCCGUAUUCAUCACUGAUUACCCACGUAACAUCAAGCCUUUUUACAUGGCGCCGUCAAAUGACCCGACAGCUGACAACCCGGCCACCUCGACCGUCGCAUGCUUCGAUCUCCUUGUACCUGAGAUCUGUGAACUGGUCGGGGGCUCUAUGCGUGAACAUCGACUAGCAGAACUCUUGCAAUCCAUGGACGAACAUGGUCUUCAACAAGCGCCGGAUAGCACUACCGACGCAUCAGACGGCUCCCUGCAGUGUUAUGAAGCGCUCCCGCCCAACUUCUCCCUCACCGCCAACAUGCUUGCGGGCGCAUUCGCAGGUGUUGCGGAACACUCGGUGAUGUACCCCGUCGACUUGCUCAAGACCCGCAUGCAGAUCGUCAACCCGUCGCCGAGCGCCAUGUACAGCGGUAUCUCGAACGCCAUGGUCACUAUAUCUAGGGCGGAGGGCUUCUGGUCACUGUGGAGGGGACUUUCGAGCGUGGUAAUGGGCGCAGGUCCCGCGCAUGCCGUCUAUUUUGCAUCCUAUGAAGCUACAAAGCACGCCCUCGGCGGCAAUGAGGGAGAGAGCCACGAGCAUCAUCCCCUCGCGGCAGCUGCUAGCGGUGCCGCGGCCACCAUCUCCAGCGAUGCGCUGAUGAAUCCCUUUGACGUCAUAAAACAACGCAUGCAAAUGCACGGUUCCAUCUACAAGUCUGUCCCCCAAUGCGCCCGAGAGGUUCUCCGCACUGAGGGCGUGGGCGCAUUCUACGUCUCAUACCCCACUACACUGUGUAUGACGGUGCCAUUUACCGCACUCCAAUUCAUGGCCUACGAAUCGAUGUCCAAGGUCAUGAACCCGACCGGCCGCUACGACCCCUAUACGCACUGCUUCGCCGGAGGUAUCGCCGGAGGAUUUGCAGCGGGGCUCACAACUCCCCUCGAUGUCAUCAAGACGCUAUUACAAACACGCGGCAAUGCUCGAGACGCAGAAUUGAAGAACGUCUCCGGCCUAAUCCAGGCAGCCAAAAUUAUCCAUCAAAGGGAAGGAUACAGGGGAUACUUCCGUGGUCUGAAACCCCGAAUCAUCACCACCAUGCCAAGCACGGCAAUUUGCUGGUCCGCAUACGAGAUGGCCAAGGCUUUCUUCAUUCGGAGGAGCACCAACUCAUCAACGGCCAUAUAA
Molecule: messenger RNA, 2391 nt
Organism: Alternaria metachromatica
Lineage: Eukaryota; Fungi; Ascomycota; Dothideomycetes; Pleosporales; Pleosporaceae
Exons: 10
Coding region: 1-2391 (796 amino acids)
Biological process (GO): asparaginyl-tRNA aminoacylation; iron import into the mitochondrion
Cellular component (GO): mitochondrial membrane
Molecular function (GO): ATP binding; nucleic acid binding; ferrous iron transmembrane transporter activity
Source: RefSeq, a predicted model, not a curated record